Molecule: messenger RNA, 979 nt
Organism: Pieris brassicae (large cabbage white)
Lineage: Eukaryota; Metazoa; Arthropoda; Insecta; Lepidoptera; Pieridae
Product: late histone H1-like
Exons: 1
Coding region: 29-847 (272 amino acids)
Biological process (GO): negative regulation of DNA recombination; nucleosome assembly; chromosome condensation
Cellular component (GO): nucleosome; nucleus
Molecular function (GO): nucleosomal DNA binding; double-stranded DNA binding; structural constituent of chromatin
Source: RefSeq, a predicted model, not a curated record
GUCUAAUUAAUUGUUAAUAAAAAAAAAAAUGGCCGACACAGCAGUAGCAUCGGAGACACCCGCGCCGGCGACGCCCGCCAAGAAGGCACCAAAAGCGGCAGCGGCCGCGAAGAAACCCAAGGCGAGACCAACGCACCCCAAGACUUCCGACAUGGUCAACAGCGCGAUCAAAGAGCUCAAGGAGAGGAGCGGAUCGUCCCUGCAGGCGAUCAAGAAAUACAUCGCCUCGAAUUAUAGCCUAGACGCCGAGAGGUUGGCGCCGUUCAUAAGAAAGUAUCUCAAGCGCGCGGUCGCCUCCGGCACCCUGAUUCAGACGAAGGGCAAGGGCGCAUCGGGCUCGUUCAAGAUAGACAGCAAGUCGGGAACCGGCGGCGGCGCGGCGAAGAAGGCGACGGCCGCCUCCGCUUCCUCCGGCGGCAGGGGCUCCGCCGCGGCGGCGUCCUCCGCGGCCAAAUCGGUGAAGAAGCCGACCGCACAAGCCGCCAAGAAGACCGCCGCGAGUGCGGGCGCCAGGAGCAAGAAGGCCGCCGCCGCGGCCGCCGAGACCGCGUCCCCCGCCAAGGCGGGCGGAAGGGGUGGCACCGCCAAAGACAAGAAGGCAGCCGCUGCGGCCAAGAGGAAGCCGGCCGCGUCGGCCGCUCCGAAGAAAGGUCGCGGCUCCGCGGCCCCCUCCGCCGCAGCGUCCGGCAAGGGCGCGUCGACCACCGCCGCCGCUUCCAAGGCGAAGAGGAGCGCGAAACCACCGACCAAAAAACCUAAAGCACCCAAACCGAAGAAGGCAGCAGCCGCCGCGCCCAAAUCGAAGGCCGCCACCGCUAAAAAGGCAUCGGCCGCUUCCAAGAAGUGAACGCGACAAUCCACGUUCAAUACGCACGAGCCGCCGCACUGUGUUCGCGUGCGCUGAUCACCGGUAAGAAGAAGAAGGAGGAGGAGGAGGAGGAGGGUCGGCCACCGGACGGAAGAGCGACGAACGCAUCAC